Molecule: messenger RNA, 7336 nt
Organism: Nyctereutes procyonoides (raccoon dog)
Lineage: Eukaryota; Metazoa; Chordata; Mammalia; Carnivora; Canidae
Gene: SLC38A1
Product: solute carrier family 38 member 1
Exons: 17
Coding region: 418-1881 (487 amino acids)
Biological process (GO): amino acid transmembrane transport; L-glutamine transport
Molecular function (GO): L-glutamine transmembrane transporter activity
Source: RefSeq, a predicted model, not a curated record
UCGCGAGGCGCGGCCGCCGGCGGAGGCGCCAUGUGACGGGGCUCGGCGCGGUGACACGCGGCUCGGGCUCAGGGGCGGGCGCGCGGGGAAUGGCCUGAGUCUCUCCCCCUUGGAGCCGUCACGAGCCAUGGAUGCGCCGAGGCGCCGCGCCGCGCCGGCAGGAGAAUGACUGCGGCCCGGGACCCUCCGAGCCCGGGCGCGCGCGUAUACUUAUUGAGUGCCUACUGUGUGCUCGGCACCAUAUCUAUGUGCACAGAAGAGCCCCGGAAGGUCAUACUCCAGUAUAUACACAGUGAUCAUCUCUGUUUGCUGACAUAACAGGGGUGUCAAGCUUAUAUUUUUGCUGCUAUCCAUUUGUCAUACACUCAGAGCAGAAUUUGGACUAAUUUUUUUGACUAUCGAUACUACUUUCUAAACAUGAUGCAUUUCAAAAGUGGACUCGAAUUAACUGAGUUGCAGAACAUGACAGUGCCCGAGGAUGAUAACAUUAGCAACGAUUCCAAUGAUUUCACCGAAGUAGAAAAUGGUCAGAUAAAUAGCAAGUUUAUUUCUGAUCGCGAAAGUAGAAGAAGUCUCACCAACAGCCAUUUGGAAAAAAAGAAAUGUGAUGAAUAUAUUCCAGGAACAACGUCCUUAGGAAUGUCUGUUUUUAACCUAAGCAACGCCAUUAUGGGCAGUGGGAUUUUGGGACUCGCCUUUGCCCUGGCAAACACCGGAAUCCUACUUUUUCUGAUACUUUUGACUUCUGUGACACUGCUAUCUAUAUAUUCAAUAAACCUUCUUUUGAUCUGUUCCAAGGAAACAGGCUGCAUGGUUUAUGAAAAGCUGGGAGAACAGGUCUUUGGCACCACAGGGAAGCUCGUAAUCUUUGGAGCCACCUCUCUACAGAACACUGGAGCAAUGCUGAGCUACCUCUUCAUAGUAAAAAAUGAACUACCCUCUGCCAUAAAGUUUCUCAUGGGAAAGGAAGAGGCAUUUUCAGCCUGGUAUGUGGAUGGCCGCGUUCUGGUGGUGGUGGUUACCUUUGGCAUAAUCCUUCCUCUGUGUCUCUUGAAGAAUUUAGGGUAUCUUGGCUAUACUAGUGGAUUUUCUUUGAGCUGUAUGGUAUUUUUCCUUAUAGUGGUUAUCUACAAGAAAUUUCAAAUUCGCUGCGAUGUUGCAGAGCUAAAUUCAACAAUAAGUGCUAAUUUAACAAAUCCUGACAUGUGUACACCAAAAUAUGUUACCUUCAAUUCAAAGACCGUGUACGCUUUACCAACCAUCGCAUUUGCUUUUGUCUGCCACCCGUCAGUCCUACCAAUCUACAGUGAGCUUAAAGAUCGAUCACAGAAAAAGAUGCAGAUGGUUUCCAAUAUCUCCUUCUUCGCCAUGUUUGUUAUGUACUUCCUGACUGCCAUUUUUGGCUAUUUGACGUUCUAUGAAAACGUACAGUCAGACCUCCUCCACAAGUACCAGAGUAAAGAUGACAUUCUCAUCCUGACAGUGCGGCUGGCUGUCAUCGUGGCUGUCAUCCUCACAGUGCCCGUGUUAUUCUUCACGGUUCGAUCAUCUUUAUUUGAACUGGCUAAGAAAACGAAGUUUAAUUUGUGUCGCCAUAUCUUGGUUACCUUCAUACUCUUGGUGAUUAUCAACUUGUUGGUGAUCUUCAUACCCUCCAUGAAGGAUAUUUUUGGGGUCGUAGGAGUUACGUCUGCUAAUAUGCUCAUUUUCAUUCUUCCUUCAUCUCUUUAUUUAAAAAUCACAAGCCAGGAUGGAGAUAAAGGAACUCAAAGAAUUUGGGCUGCCCUUUUCUUGGGCCUGGGGGUGUUGUUUUCCCUGGUCAGCAUUCCCUUGGUCAUCUACGACUGGGCCUGCUCAUCAAGUAGUGACGAAGGCCACUGAGACCAGCUGAGGACAGGAAUCGUUCCAGCCCGCUGCCCCGUCAUGUCACCACACAUCAGCAAUCUCUCAUCACUUCUUUCGCAAGUUUACAGAAGCAAACAGAAAUUCACAAGACACCUAAAAUGGAAUAACACUUCGGUAGCAAAACAAAAAACCUGUUUGUAUAAUGGUUCCUGUUCCUCUAAGAUUUGGGAUCGAUUUCAGGAUUGUGGUGUUUUUUUUUUUUUUUUUUUAAAGUUUCAUGCAAUUGUAUUUCUCAGUAUUCUUCACAAUCAGUUAUUCUUCACCCUCCUAUUUUUUGUGACUUCAUGGUCCUUUAGAACUUUGAAAACGUAAUGAUCAAUCAUGUUUAUUUAUUAUGCAUCUGGAUUCUAAAAUAAUUUUCCUGCCGAUGUUCCACUCACACCAUCUGUACCUUUUUAGAAGAGAAAACGAAUCUUGAAUUGUAUAUAGUUAUUUUGCUUUACAGAAAAAAAAUGGUUUCAUAAAUAUUUUGCCUACUUUGGUUAACAUAGCACACAGGGAUAAUCAUAAGAGAGUGACAGGGUGUGUGCCAUUGCUGGAUCAGAACCUGCCCAAUAUUUGAGGUGGCUCUGAUCAGCUGGCAGCCAGGUUCCGGCGGGCCAGUGGCCUCACUGGUACUACAUCCUGCUUCAUGCAGAGACAUUCUCCAAUGAGUGUUCUCAGCUGGGGAGGGGGUGAGAAUGAUUUCUUACCUUGGUAAAUAUUUUAAACUACACAUUUGGGUUAUCUAGCAAAUGGAGUUUUGUUUCCCUCUUGGCCAACCGUGUCAAAUUCCAAUCCAAGUCACCUUCCACUGAGGGAGACCCGUGACACCUUUGUAAUAAACUGAGAAGCUAGAGUAUUGCAAAAAGAGCAUCCAAAAUGCCUAAGAAAAUAUUCCUCUGAUGCAAAUAGCCUUCAACCCUACGCCUGUAUUGUUGAAGGGAGAGAAAACAUUUUCUUAAAUUAUAAACCCAGCAGCUUUUACUCAUGUCCACCAGCUUUUUGCACAGAGAAUAAUGUGUAUCUAACCAAGGAUGAUCUAGGAUAAGUAAUUCCUGUUUUAUAUUGGGUACUUUAGGGGGUCUUUAAAAGACUUGUUUUAUAUCUAUAAAUUUAGGUUAUUACAAAUAUAAGAUUUUUGUACCUUAAAUAAGCCUCAUUCCUAUUUCUUCUCCAUCAACAAUCCACUCAGAGUCUUGAGGAAAAAAAAAAGAAAAAGAACCUUCAGAGAUAGCUUUUGAGAAGAACUUGUGACAAAAUCAGUGUACCUUCCUUCCCUCCGACGGGGACUUUGGUGCCUGUGCUGUCUCCUCUUCUCUUCCCUAACCAAAGGGUGCGCCAUUACCGCCUGCCCAGCGUCACUCACACAGAAGGACGGCGUUGCCUCACACCCUACCCCAGCCCCACUGCCUCCUAAAGGGGGUGGAAGGAAAUUACACAGAGACUGAAAAAGAAGAGAGUUGGGGACAAGGCAUAGCUUGGAAAGUUGGAGGACAGCAAGGAAACCCAGAAUCGCAUCCCCCCGAAGCUGGGCCACCACCUGUGAUUGGACAGUCCUUAUCACACAGUAAGAAAUGUUUGUGCUCUUGAAAUAGGACUUGUGCUUUAUUCAUAUUCUGGUUGAAUUUCUCAAACUUGUACGUUCACUGAGCACAGAUUUCUUAUCCAGAGAUAAGUAGGAUCUAAACCGUAGAACCUUGGCAGGAUUUCCAAGCACUUAGCUCUGCGUUCUCUUCCUCCUUCACUCAAAUCCCUAAAGAUCUUUACUCAUCAUUCCCCAGGAGUAACAAGGAACUGUCCCUCCCCAUUUACAGACUGAUGUCCCAUAGAAAAGGCAGGCAUCGAAGCACCUUGUGAUGGAAAGGUUAUUUCCUGCAUUUCUUGGUAGGAUCAUCAUAGCUUUUAAUGUAAUGCUCCUGAGUUCUAUCCACGUUAGGUCAGAGUUCAGGUAAUUAGAUAGGAAUACCUGCUCAUACAUGAAUACCUAGCCUAGUAAAAUCCACAGCCACCUCUGGCCUUUUCAGCAGUGUCUUCCAUAUUGGAUGAACAGGGAGAGAAACUGAGCAACACAAGUCAGUUGGCCCUCAGAGGCUCGUCCAGGGCACCGAGUAAUGAAAUAGCCAGGUAGUGGACUGACCCUCCGUUAAAAAAAGUAGAGUUUAGUUUGCAAGCAAUAUUAUGCAACUUUCUAUUUUCCUCAUUAAUUUAUAACAGCUCAUUUGACACAAAGUCAACUUAGAAAAUUGUAACUCUUGGGAUGUGUAGUGAUAUUUUUGGAUCUCUGGAUUUUAUGUGUCAGUACAGGGAACUUUUAUUAUUAUUUAAGAUAUUUAUUUAGAGGAGGCACAUUGUUGUUGAUGCCUGUGAUACUGCAGGUUUUUAAAAUCUUCUUUGUAUGUUUAUCUAAGUUGAUUUUUGACUGAAUAUAAUAGACCCUACUGUAAUUUGUCAAAUACCACAGAUUAAUCACAUCAUUUGUGUGGGAUUAGCUGUAAAGUGUACUGCAAUAAUUCUUGUUCAGAAUAGUGAACUGGUAGCCAAAAAUACAUGUAUCACAGAUGUUAGGUAGAAUUUAAACAACAGUCAAGUGCUAUAGAAGUUUUUCUGCUAAAUUAGUAGACUAAAGAAUAUUAUACCUUGGCCAUUGGGAGCAGCACGUUUUCCUUUGGUAGCUAGAACCUUAACACUAGUGAACAGUGCCAGUUUCAUACUUUGGAUUUAGACCUGUUCUCUAGUUAUUAUCACACAAUAUACUAGUAAAUCCCUAAUUUAACGUAGUGUUGGGACUGGGGCAGUAAAGUGUGUACGGGAGAGAAAUCGAAUCUCAUUAAACACAGGCUGUCCCCGAUUUAUAAGUAGAUCAUGUUGCAAAACCCUGUUAGUUGGUUGUUUGCAACCUGGAAUGUAUUUUCCUCUAAAAACCAGGUUAUACAUAGUGGUUAGGCCCCAGAGCAGCUAGGAAGGAUGAUCAAACCCAUCAUUUAGCAGAAUAAGGAUAAUAAAGCGUGAUUGCUAAAAAGCCUAACCACCAGAGAGAAUACGGUUUCUAAGGAGUAUUUGUUCAGAGUUGCCAAGAAGACGUCACUCCUGUUCAUGGAAUCUGGACGGCCCACGCUAGCCACACACCAGCUGCUGGACGGUGGGGGGAGGGUGACCACUAGUUAGUGGAGACCGUGUGGCCUGAAGCAAGGUCUCCGGCAAAGGAAGGGAAGAGUAAGUCCAGGGCCACCAGAGAACCUGGUGGGAGGAGGAGGAAGAGGAGGAGGAAGAUGGGGCCUCUUGUGGGUUGUAAACCGCCAGGGACGUUCAUUCCUCGGCUGGUGUCCUUUCUUUUGCCUAGAGGUCUCAGGCUUGGCCUGACUUUUCUGUUUUGUAGGACCUGUUGCUCCGUGGUUUGUCCCCACCCACCCCACCCCACCCCACCCCACUUACAGAACAGGAUGCUGUCGCAGAGCUUCCCCCGAGUGCCAGCACACAGCACUUCGAAUGGGUUUCGGGCUAGUGAACCAUGGUUUAGCCGCCUAGUAAGCAGAUCGGUGUCAAAGAGGCUCUCUACUGACUUUCCUUCUCUGUGUUUGCGGACCCUGUUGAGAAAGGCACACGUGGGUGAUGGCCACGGGGCUGGGGGUGGACAGGGGACUGUGGUGGGAUCCCUGUGUUUGAGAGGACACCGCAGAAAUGGCCCCCACAACUGACUUCCUUCUGGAGUUGGACUCAAGCCUCUAAGGCCGUGGUUCUCACAGAGUGCUCCCCGGAUGGGCCACAGCAGCAGCAGCAGCAGCAGCACCUGAGGACUUGUGGGAAUGCAGGGUUUGGGGCCCCACCCCAGAACUAAUGGAAUCAGAAACUGUGGGGCGGAAACCCUCAGCAGUCUGGGUUUGAACAAGCCCCCCAUGUAACCUUGAUGCACGUCAAGUCAGAGAACCACCACAGGCCAACUUGUCUCUCUUUGCUUCUCCCCAGUCGUCCUACCUCAGAGCGUGGUGCCUAGGAAAUGUUGGUGCUGACGCACAGUCGUAAAGGAAGGCUCCCCGCACUCGGGUCUACCGGGCUGAGGUGCACUGGGAAUACCUUUCUUUUGAAGCUGUGAAGACAUGAAAGUGAAGUGUUUCUGUUUUUGUGGAGAACGCAAAGAAAAUCCCCUUGGUAAAUGCGGCCUUCCAUAGAGGAGAUCCUGAAUUCAUGCCAGGAGUUAAGUUCUCCACAAUGUUCGUGUGCGUUGUGUAAUGAUCCAUCCUGCCCUCCUUUUAAAGUGAAUUCUCUAGAAAGGUAUGCACCGCAAAAGCAUCGACCAGCUGCUCGGAGAAGGCUGGGUUUCAGUAGGUCACGAUGUUGGCCGGCCACUUGUGGGGUGGGGAGGAGGUUGAGGACACCAUCAGGUAUUUGAUCUCAUGCCUCAGAGCAAAGCCACUGGCUUCCCUCAGUUUAUCAAUGGAAAUGGCUUGAGGCUUGGAAAGGGCGGAAGCUUUGAGAAUAGAAUGCCUCCAUUCCACUUCCCUGUAAACUUGUAGCCACUCUCAAAACAAAGAAGACCCAGACUACAUCACUGAGCAGGGCCAAUAAAUGGUUUUCCCUACGGAUGGCAGAUCUGAGGAUCCUUCAGCAACAGAACAUACUUCCUCUAAAAUACACGCAGUGAAUUAUUGAUGAUGGCAUAGGGCUUUAGGUACAAAUUGGGAAUGGGGUGGCUAACAAUGGAAAAACCUCCCUAAAUCUAAAAGGGAAAGUGCUUGAAAAUAGUAAAAUUCACAAGGCUCAGUCCUUCUCCUUCUUUAGGGUUUUCUCAGAGGAAGGGCUGUGAACUGGGCCCAUCUGUCUACAGGCUUGACUUUGUGUUUUUAAAAGGAAGAAUCUAUGCAGCUGAGGUUUAUUGUAGGAAAUAUUUCAUUUGUAUGUAAAUACGUUGUAAAUAAAUAGGAGGCUGUAUAUUUUUGCAGUUGUUGAUUCACACUGAAAUAGAAGUCUGCAUAUCAAGAAUCUAGUAUCUGCAUAACGAGAAUAAAUGUUGUCAUAGAUAUUAGUGGUUUUGUUUGGGAAUUAGGAAAAUUUACAUUCUUGCCCAGGUAACAUCAUCCUCUCAGUGUAAACUUGGAUUCUAAAAAUCUUACUUAAUUGUUUAGAAAGCAAAAUGUCUGAGAAAUAGUUGCAUUGAUUUAUUGUAUUAAGAUCAAUUAUUUAAGAGAUAAUCCUCUGAGCUACAAAUAAGGAAUAUUUAGACCCAAAUUACUGUCAUAUAGACAUAGAUAUACCCAAAAGGACAAAUUGUUUCUUCAUAAUGCUCUUUCGCCGUUAACACUGAUACCACUACACAGUAUUUAUGAAAACAGAAGUUGGGGAGAAUUUUUCUUUUCAAAAUUAAAUUGAAUUGCUGCAUUUCCCAAACCUUGGGAUCUUUGAAAGGGGGAAAAAAACCUGAAUAUUAACUAUGAGCACAAAUUUGACGGGGGGG